GAGGUGCUCACACAUAAGUACACACCUCUUUCAUGCAGAGACGAUAGACAGUUUGCCACAGACAGCUUGUCUCACACUAGAACCUGCACCAUGAGCUGUGACCAGAGCUGUCCCUUCCCACAGGUGUUCCUUGUGGAUGGAGCUGGAAAUUCGCAGCCCUCCGCGCAACCUCCGAGUCUUGUACCCUGCUGGCCGUACCCACCUGCGCAGGGGAGAGUGAGGAGCCGUGAGAAGAGUCGGGGCUUCAUGGGAGUCAGCCCCUCUCUGGCCAUGAUCGUGCUGUUGCUGUUCCUGCUUGUGUUUGCAGCCCUGGGAUUUGAAGCCUAUCAGAUUUACAACAUGCAGACAGAGCUGAGAGGGAUGAGACAGGAUGAACCAGGGACAGAGUUUGGUACUGCUCAGAAGCAGAUUGGUACCUAUGAGCCUGAGUUGCAAGGACAAGAUGAAGACAACAGACCUGCAGCACAUGUGAUAGGGCGGAUAGAAACAAAGGUGUUCCCCAAGACUUUGCGAUGGGAGCCAAAGGUAGGCCGGGCGUUUGUAUCUGGAGGAGUGACCUACCGGGUUGAAGACGGUGGCCUGCACGUCAACGAGAGCGGACUGUACCACGUUUACUCUCGAGUGGAGCUGAUCUUUAAGCACUGUUCCCCGACAUCCUCGUUUGUUCACUCUGUGUUUGUGAGGAGAACAGGGCUUUCCUCACCUGUGACCCUGAUGGAGGCCCACAGAGCAGGUUUCUGCUCUCAGCAGCACGGUCACGCCUGGACCGCAGAGAGUUACCUCGGCUCUGCCCUGAAGCUGCAGAAAUACGACACCGUUUUUGUGAAUGUUUCACAUCCUUUGUAUCUUAGUCACGCACAUUAUGCCAAUUUCUUUGGUCUCUACAAGAUAUGAAGAAUUUGGGGCAAUGGGCUUUGUGUUUCAACGUUCUGUUCAAAUGAAAGAAAGUGAACGGCUCAUAAUGUCUCAGGCAGGAGUGAAUCUUAGUCAUCACGUUACCCAACCGAUUCCUAUGUUGAAUGUUGUUCCUGUGACACAUAAUAACUGCAGAUUAGCAUAAUAUAAUGUUAAAACACAGGGAAAAUAUUGCACACUCUCUUUAUACCGUUUAAAUUAGUGGUUAAUUGAAACGAUUUCCACACCUAUUUAUAAACAAACAUUGUGCCUUUUGUCAAUGUUGAGAGAGACAGUUAACACUAAGAUACUGAUUUAGUUGUAGCGAUUUUAAAAUAUUUAUUCUGGUGUGGAUCUGACACUUAUGAUGUCUAAAUGUGUGGUUAUGAAUCAGAAAAUGUAUUUUUAUAUGUGUUUUUAUGAUGAUUAUAUGAUGUUUUGAAGUAAAUAAAGAGAUCAUUUAAGUUGAUUUACAUCAAACAAACAAGGAAGUGCUUUGUCA
Messenger RNA from Toxotes jaculatrix (banded archerfish), 1396 nucleotides. It is a transcript of the gene faslg, whose product is annotated as Fas ligand (TNF superfamily, member 6). Lineage: Eukaryota; Metazoa; Chordata; Actinopteri; Toxotidae. Gene Ontology annotation, cellular component: membrane. Gene Ontology annotation, molecular function: tumor necrosis factor receptor binding. The transcript is spliced from 4 exons. The coding region runs from base 91 to 894 and encodes 267 amino acids. Gene Ontology annotation, biological process: positive regulation of canonical NF-kappaB signal transduction; extrinsic apoptotic signaling pathway via death domain receptors; immune response. The record is from RefSeq and is a predicted model, not a curated record.